Fimicolochytrium jonesii is the source of this 778-nucleotide messenger RNA. RefSeq lists its product as uncharacterized. The record is from RefSeq and is a predicted model, not a curated record. The coding region runs from base 85 to 690 and encodes 201 amino acids. The transcript has a single exon. NCBI's taxonomy places the organism in Eukaryota, Fungi, Chytridiomycota, Chytridiomycetes, Spizellomycetales, Powellomycetaceae.
GCUGACUCGAGGAGGUAAGUGCGAAGUGUUCCAGGGUCGGCCUGUGGCCUUUGUCAUAGGCUUUCCGAUCUCGUAAACUUGCAAAUGUGCUAUCCGAACCUCUGGACACGCCCCUCUGCUCCCCUACCUCUGCCCCUGCCUCCUUCCUCUCCCUUCCCUCUGCUCCUCCCUCUGAUCCUCCCUUUGCUACUGCCGCUCCUCCUCCAUCUGCUGCUCCCUCCCUCCCUGUCACUGUCAACGCUACUUUCAACCGCCUUACAUGGACAUAUAGUCUCCGCCGUUGCUGAUACGCACAGUCUCGACAACGCGGAUCUCGAUGAAGGGGCCCGUGAAGCGGGAACCCCUCAAACCCUCAAUAUCGCGGCCAGCAUACUCGUUUCCUCGAUGAAAACGUCCUACUCCUCCGCCGGAUGGACGUCUGCAGCAGAGGGAACGUGUAUGGGAAGGAAUCUUGGAUUGUCCCUUCCUCCUCCACAGCAGCCGGUUCCUGGUGCAGUGCGCCGACUAUCGAGCGAUAAAGGCUGGAAAGGAGUGGGCAGUUGGGGUGGGGGGAUCACGGAUCUACUGGAGGUCCACACUGCCUCGGGACACGCUUUGGUGGAUAUCCGUGCCGUAGCCCCGCUCCAGUGGAGGCGACCGUCGGGCUUCCUGUUUCCUGGUGUUUCCCUGUCUUUUGAUUUUAGUUUGUGAGAAAAAAAAAGAGAGGAGGCGCGAACCCGUCAUUUUCAUAUGGUCAGCUGAUUGACGGCGUCCACUUCUGACUUCAAGUUCCUCAGUC